Hemiscyllium ocellatum (epaulette shark) is the source of this 4078-nucleotide messenger RNA. It is a transcript of the gene rbm20, whose product is annotated as RNA binding motif protein 20. The record is from RefSeq and is a predicted model, not a curated record. Gene Ontology annotation, cellular component: nucleus. Gene Ontology annotation, molecular function: mRNA binding; zinc ion binding. NCBI's taxonomy places the organism in Eukaryota, Metazoa, Chordata, Chondrichthyes, Orectolobiformes, Hemiscylliidae. The coding region runs from base 1 to 3834 and encodes 1277 amino acids. The transcript is spliced from 15 exons. Gene Ontology annotation, biological process: regulation of RNA splicing.
AUGGAGCUGUUUUAUGGUGACAAAAAUGACAUCACAGGAGCCAUUUUGGAAUUCUGGAUAACACUGACUUUGAAAUGUAACUUGGGACUCGUGUUCACUUCAAGAUACCUUCGGGAACAAGAGCAGGCGAUUGAGGAGUACACAGUGGCAGCUGGAACCAGGGAGAAGCUGAUGAGUGGAAACCCCUUUUGUUGCCUGAAGGUUAAAGGCUUCGGACUCACUUCAACUCCCAGGAUCCCGUUGAAACUGAAAAGUGGAUGUGAGACCCCAGGAGCAAAUCAUAACCAAAGACGUGUUCCUGACUUUCUUUCUGUGAAGACCUUGGAUAAGAAUCCUUUCUCCAUCAACACUCCAAACCCUAUCCUGCCAUCUGCUGCCAGUGUCCAGCUCGCUCAACUCCAGGCUCAGCUCACUCUACAGCGGCUCAAAUUCGCUCAGUCAGCUGUGAACAGUAACACGGCUGCUGCCACUGUCCUGAGUCAGGUCCUCAACAAAGUUGCUAUGUCCCAGCCACUAUUUAACACAUUAAGGUCCCCAUCGCUGAUCAAUGCUACUCACGGACAAGCUGGAACCCCACAGCUUGGGCCUGGCAUUUCAGCCCCCGGGAUGCCACCUGGUGGACUCUCUUACGCGUCACAAACUCCGGGAUUACCCCCUUUGGUGGCAGGAGGCAUCGGCCAAGGUGGAAACUUACAGCCUCAAAGUGCAGGCCCAAUCGGACUGAGUCCUUUUGCAGGAAUAGUCUCACAGCCAUCUACGCAUCCAGCUGCAGUUAUAAAUCUGAGCAAGACUGUCUCCUCACACCCUCCUGGUGGCUUUUCUGAAUAUACUAGAGAUUUCUCCAAUAAGACAAUGCAAGAUGAGGCGAUCUGCGCUCAGGGAUUUCCUCAGUUUGGUUUCACUGGAGAUAUGGCCAAUGUACUUUCUGCUAACCUUGCCUCAGGGAAUCCAGUUAAAGGACAGCACUCUGGUUUUCAGCGUGAUUUCCAGACUUCACAAGGACAGCCCAUGUGUCGAGUGCAGGCUCCAGGUUAUUUAGGAGAAAUGAAUACUUGUGGCUUCCCACAGAAACCCGAGGGUCCUCAUCAAGUCAACCCGACUGGAAAUUCCCAGAAUCCAGUAACCUGGGCACCCGAUCAAUGGCAGACUGCUUCACAAUUCCUCCAUCCCAACAGGCCUGAGUUUACAGCUCAGGCAUCAAAUCUGUGGCCAUCGAAAAGUCAACAAUUGCAAAUGAGAAAUGACCUGUAUAACCCAGAGGAGCCAACGUCUGAAGGAAAGGUCAAUAUUGGCUGCCCAUCUCCUUUUGACAGGUUCAACCAGAACAGUCGGAACUUCACAGGUGCCCAGUUCAAUCAAAGUGACAAGCAACUGCACAGCACCUUCCACCAACAGGUCCCAGACAGACACAUCCUGCCUCAUGAACUGAAUGACUUCCAUGGCUUAGUGCCUUCACAGCUGCCCCACGUCUGCUCAAUAUGUGACAAGAAAGUCUUUAACCUAAAGGAUUGGGAACAUCAUGUGAAUGGAAAGCAUCACAUCCAGAACUGUACCCUCUUCUCUGAAAAUUCAGGCAUUGGGUUAACGCAUUUGACAAGAUCAACAAAUGGAGGAGUCAAUUCGUGCUUGAUUUUGAAUCCUUCCGACCUUCCACCGGACAAUAAUCAAUCUCAACUGAGGACAUUUUCCCAACCAAGCCAUGGAUUCACUUCCACAUCCUCAGGGUCAAAGAUGUUUCCACAACGGAAGCCUGGACCGAGCCGAGUUGUUCACAUCUGUAAUCUUCCUGAAGGAAGCUGCACAGAGAAUGACGUCAUUAAUCUUGGACUCCCGUUUGGAAAAGUCACCAACUAUAUCCUCAUGAGAGCCACAAACCAGGCCUUUUUGGAGAUGGCAUAUCAUGAGGCAGCUCAGGCAAUGGUGCAGUUCUAUCAACAGAAACCUCCAGCUAUCAAUGAGCAGCAACUGCUUGUCCGCAUGUCCAAACAAUACAAGGAACUCAAGCUGAAGAAACCAGGAAAGGACGUUGACUCAAUCAUCAAUGAUAUUAAUUCUCAGAAGGAGAGGGAAAUGCACAAAGAGUGGAACAGUUACAGAUUGGAAAGGCCCCGUUCCCGUAGCCCCCUCACUCGGUGUCUCAGUCCCAGGAGGGGAUCUCACAGCCCGAGCCUGACAUCGUGUCCUUCCUCCCAGCGUUCAUCGGUGAGUCCCCGGGGGGAGCGCGACACCACAACCGACAGGAAAGGAUCACAGGAUUACCUCCCUCAUAAAAGACGAGAGGAGGAAAAAGCCGAAUCCACUGCAAAGGUUCAUUGUGACCUGCACCGAGAGGGACCUGACAGGUGGGCCUAUGACAGAAAACAAUAUUUAAAACCAACUGGACGAUCUAGCCCAAAGUCAUUGAAUGACAGAGGAGAUGGAUACCAAGGACAUAAAGAUAAAUAUGCCAAAUCCAGCUUCCAAAACCCAAAUCCUUCUCAGUCCAAGUACAGAGUCCGAAAUGAAGAGGAUUUUAGAAAAGAACAAAAGCUAAAAUCAGGAAGAAGCCAGCGGCCGAAAGGGAAAGAUGGUGAGCUACAUCUGAAAACAGGCCUGAGAGCAACUGCAGGCACUCGCAAUCAGGGCAAUGACAAGGGGGAACAAGACAGUCAGGUCUCACCAGCGCACACUGACACAAUCCACCUCACCCUCGAGGAAGCUGAACAGGGGGAACAAAAGGAUGCAACGUCCGACAGUGAGGUGAACGAAGAAGAUGGUCAAUGUUCUCAGAAACAAUCUCCAUCAUCACACAGCAGCAGAGAAUCACCAGAUCGAGAACUUGAAAGAAACAUGAAGGAGCAGAGUGGAUCUUGGGAAAGUGGAAGUGAAGCUGAAGCAGAUGCUUGGUAUUCUGGAAACAUGGAAGAGUUUGUAACAGUGGACGAGGUGGGAGAAGAAGAGGAUCGUGUGAUGGAGGUAUCUGAGACCACGGAGAAUGUUUGUAACAUAGAGCCAGGUAAUGAAGACCCAGUAACAACUGAGAGAACCCCUUACUGUGACCAUCACAGUGAUGAUCAUUGCAGGACGUCACUCGAGGAGCUGAGUGUAAUGAGCCCAACUCUGUCUCCAGACAACCACCAGAUGAAAGUGGAAUCUACAAGUCAUCUUCAACUUACAUCUAGUCCAACGAAUGAAACUGAACAGAAUCUGAGAUCUAAGUUUACCCAACCAGAAAGCCCUGUGAAUUGUAGAAACUGUGAAACAGACCAAGGAUUGAGUGACAGUGCGUCGAAGGGCUGUUUGAGCCCAGAGACCCCGUGCACAGUUGAUCCACCUGAUGAAGCUGAUGAAAAGGUCCAGGAAGAAUGCUUUUCUGAGGAAGUACCGGAAACCCAGGGAGCUGACCAAUCAGUGUCCGGUUUCAGGAGAAACAGUGUGGAAACAGAUGAACUCAAGAAAGAGACUUCAGAAGUAUUUAAUAAAGAUUCAGAAAACUCCAGCCAGUCCCUUGCAGAGUCAGCUAGCAGCCAUCAACACUUAACAAAUCUACAACAACCUCCAUUACCAUGGGAAAACGCCAAUGUCUUCUGCAAUCUUAGUAUCCCGUUAGGGGUUGAAUUUGUGGAAGCUCGAACAGGAUUUUACUGCAAGCUCUGUGGCCUCUUUUACAUCACUGAGGAAGCAGCAAAGAGCAGUCAUUGCCGGAGUACUGUACAUUAUAAGAAUCUGCAGAAAUACCUAUCGCAGUUAGCUGAAGAAAGCCUGAAGGAAGGUGAAAAAGCCAGUAGUUCUGGAGCAGAGGAGGAAGUUGGGAUCAUGCCACAGUUUGAAAAUAAAAAAUCGAGUCCAUCCUGAACAUCCAGCUCGGAUUAAACCUGAGAGGCUCCGAUAUCAAGGAACUAAUGGAACCAAAAGCUUAGUUCUUAACAAUCAUGUUCCAGAAUGUGAUACAUCAGUGCCACACGAAGCUAAGGAAGGAUUGAUAGUCAGAGAAAGUGAGAGAGAGAGAAAGGGAGAUGGUCCUUUCAACUAUUGUGGUACUUUAGAAACAUAUCUUUAUCCUUAUUCUUCAUUGACCAGACAAAUCAUAUUCAGGGAA